CCAACAGGAGUACACAUUAGCAAUGUUGUUUAUGAAAACAUGAAAGGAACAUCAAGUACAGAUAUAGCAAUAAACUUGAACUGUAGUAAUUCAGUGCCAUGCACUGAUAUAACACUGCAACAUAUACAGCUAACAUCAGCAACUCCUAAAGGGAAAGUUACAGCAUAUUGUAAGAAUGCUCAUGGCCAACAGUAUGGAAUUGAACCUGAUGGUCCUUGUUUAAUUACAUCGUUAAAGCUACUGUGUUCUGCCGAACUCGUAGGCAGAACUGCAGCUCCCACCCUGCUUAGCGUAACCCUAUCUCAAGCUGAAAAUGCUCAUAAGGAGAUUUUAGCUAUGAAUAUAAGUUCAUUCAAUGAGUUAGGGAAGUUGGCUUGGGCUGAUUGCUUAAAGCUUUAUGAAGAUACUUUUUAUCAACUUAACAAAUCCAUCAACAACUCUGGUAAGACAAAUGAUGUUCAAACAUGGCUAAGUGCAGCUAUGGGUAAUCAUCAAAUAUGCUUAAAUGGAUUCCAUGAUUUUCAAUUAUCAUCACAUUUGGAGAAAUUUCCCUCUGUGUUAAAUGAUUUCUCCGAAAACCUUUGCAACUCUCUUGCCAUAAACAAAGCCACGGCUAUACCUUCAGCUUCACUAUCAACAAAUCCCCAACUUAAGGGCCGACGUUUACUUAGGGGCGGAGUUGCAUGGUCUGAAGCGGGUUCAACUGAAUCUCAUACUGGAUUCCUGACUUCACCCGACAGGAAACCUUUACAGCAAGGAACUCCAAUAAAGGCCGAUAUCGUGGUGGCUCAAGAUGGUUCUGGGAAUUAUCACACUAUUUCUGAAGCUUUAGCUGCAGUAAAUAGCAUGAGGAAUGGCACAGGGAGAUUUGUGAUAUAUGUGAAAAGAG
Messenger RNA from Nicotiana tabacum (common tobacco), 889 nucleotides. The record is from RefSeq and is a predicted model, not a curated record. NCBI's taxonomy places the organism in Eukaryota, Viridiplantae, Streptophyta, Magnoliopsida, Solanales, Solanaceae.